Aspergillus lentulus is the source of this 579-nucleotide messenger RNA. Its product is annotated as gamma-glutamylcyclotransferase family protein. The record is from RefSeq and is a predicted model, not a curated record. NCBI's taxonomy places the organism in Eukaryota, Fungi, Ascomycota, Eurotiomycetes, Eurotiales, Aspergillaceae.
AUGGGCGACCACGUCCUCUUUUUCUACGGAACCCUGAUGGCCCCUCAAAUCCUCCACAGAGUUAUCCACGGCCGCCCGGACCCAGAACCCUGGCAAAAGGGCAUGCUCUCAUUCAAGCCCGCCAUCCUGCACGGCUACCGCCGGCACCGCGUCCGCGGAGCCGAUUACCCCGGCAUCGUGCCCUGCCGGAAUGAUAUUGAAGAUUCGACAGGAGACUCCGGUAGCGCCUCGGUACUGGGGACUGUCGUAUCUGGUUUGACGGACGGGGACGUACACCGGUUGGAUGUCUUCGAGGGGUCAGAGUAUGUUAAGGAGAGGGUGAGGGUGCGGGUGCUGGCGGAGUCGCUGAGUGUGGGUGGGCGGCAGGAGGCGAGCAUUGCGAAAAACCCGGAUCGGCACCUGAAGGAUGUGCUUGAUGCGGCUGGGGCGGAGUUUGCGGAUGAGAGGGAGGAGGUGGAGGCUUUGACGUAUGUUUAUGUGGCUGGGCAGGAUCGAUUGGAGGAUGCGGAGUGGGAUUUCGAGGCCUUUAAGAGGGAUAAGAUGGCGUGGUGGGUUGACGCGGACGAGAGCGAGUGGUGA